AUGGCAGCAGCCAAACGGGUCCUGCAGGUCCUUUGAUUGGUCCAUGUUUGUCAUCUCACAAACUACCUCCUCUUGCCAGAAAAUCUGGUUCAGAUGAUGUUAUCUGAAAGCAAGAAUUUCUUUGCACAUCUCUUUUGAGUCGGCUACAGAUGCAUGCUACAGCUGAGAAAACAACUUGGAUAUAAGACUUCCUUUUCAGGGGACCUAAUUGGAAAUGACGAAGAUGGGGCCUCUAAUUUUUCUCCUCCUGCAAUUAGGACUAAUUGGGACAAUCACAUCGCAAACAACAAUGGGUAACUUAAUGUCAAACGUAACACUACAAGAAAAUAACAGCACAACAUCAAACAUAACACUACAAGGAGAGACCAUCACAACAUCAAAUGUAACACCACAAGGAGAUACCAACACAACAUCAAACGUAACACCACAAGGAGAUACCAACUCAACAUCCAAUGUGACACCACAAGGAGAUACCAACACAACAUCAAACAUAACACCACAAGGAGAUACCAUCACAACAUCAAAUGUAACACCACAAGGAGAUACCAACACAACAUCAAACGUAACACCACAAGGAGAUACCAACUCAAUAUCCAAUGUGACACCAGAAGGAGAUACCAACUCAACAACCAAUGUGACACCACAAGGACAUACCAACUCAACAUCCAGUGUGACACCACAAGGAGAUACCAACUCAACAUCCAAUGUGACACCACAAGGAGAUACCAACCCAACAUCCAAUGUGACACCACAAGGAGAUACCAACUCAACAUCCAAUGUGACACCACAAGGACAUACCAACUCAACAUCCAGUGUGACACCACAAGGAGAUACCAACUCAACAUCCAAUGUGACACCACAAGGAGAUACCAACCCAACAUCCAAUGUGACACCAGAAGGAGAUACCAACACCACAUCCAAUGUGACACCACAAGGACAUACCAACUCAACAUCCAGUGUGACACCACAAGGAGAUACCAACUCAACAUCCAAUGUGACACCACAAGGACAUACCAACUCAACAUCCAGUGUGACACCACAAGGAGAUACCAACUCAACAUCCAAUGUGACACCACAAGGAGAUACCAACCCAACAUCCAAUGUGACUCCACAAGGAGAUACCAACUCAAUAUCCAAUGUGACACCACAAGGAGAUACCAACCCAACAUCCAAUGUGACACCACAAGGACAUACCAACUCAACAUCCAAUGUGACACCAGAAGAAGUUGCCAUCACAACAGCACUGAAUAACAACACAACACCAAACAUCAUAAAUGCCACUUCUGAUUCAGCAAUAUCAACAAUUACCACAACUUCAUCUCCAAUCACUACACCAACACAACCCGUUACUGGAACGUCAGCUCCAACCAGUGAAUUAGCAAUUCCAACCAGCUCUAAUUUCUCUCUUCCACUGAACACAAGCUCUUUUACAGCAACAGGAAUCACUGUAUCAACACAGACAGAAGAUAUAACCCUAACAACACUGCCAGAGACUUCACCUCUAACCACUAUGUCAAUCCCACCAACACUGCCUAUUAACACAACUUCAGGUUUGAAUACUGUCUCAACAACACCACCAACACUACCUGUCAAUGAAAGUUCAGCUACAACCACUUUGUCAUCACCACCAACUUCACCUUUCAAUAUGACUUCAGCUUCAAACAAUGUCUCAGAAACAUCACCUACACCUGCUGUCAUCUCAGCGUCAACACCAACGCCAGUGUCCACACAACCAACACCAUCUGUCAGUGCAAGUCCAGCUCCAACCACUUUGUCAACACCAUCAACUUCACCUUUCAAUACAACUUCAGCUUCAAACAAUGACUCAGCAACAUCACCAACACCUGCUGUCCUCUCAGCGUCAACACCAACACCAGUGUCCACACCACCAACACCAUCUGUCAGUGCAAGUCCAGCUCCAACCACUUUGUCAACACCACCAACUUCACCUUUCAAUACAACUUCAACUUCAAACAAUGACUCAGCAACAUCACCAACACCUGCUGUCCUCUCAGCGUCAACACCAACGCCAGUGUCCACACCACCAACACCAUCUGUCAGUGCAAGUCCAGCUCCAACCACUUUGUCAACACCACCAACUUCACCUUUCAAUAGAACUUCAGCUUCAAACAAUGACUCAGCAACAUCACCAACACCUGCUGUCAUCUCAGCGUCAACACCAACGCCAGUGUCCACACCACCAACACCAUCUGUCAGUGCAAGUCCAGCUCCAACCACUUUGUCAACACCACCAACUUCACCUUUCAAUACAACUUCAGCUUCAAACAAUGACUCAGCAACAUCACCAACACCUGCUGUCAUCUCAGCGUCAACACCAACGCCAGUGUCCACACCACCAACACCAUCUGUCAGUGCAAGUCCAGCUCCAACCACUUUGUCAACACCACCAACUUCACCUUUUAAUACAACUUCAGCUUCAAACAAUGACUCAGCAACAUCACCAACACCUGCUGUCCUCUCAGCGUCAACACCAACGCCAGUGUCCACACCACCAACACCAUCUGUCAGUGCAAGUCCAGCUCCAACCACUUUGUCAACACCACCAACUUCACCUUUCAAUACAACUUCAGCUUCAAACAAUGACUCAGCAACAUCACCAACACCUGCUGUCCUCUCAGCGUCAACACCAACGCCAGUGUCCACACCACCAACACCAUCUGUCAGUGCAAGUCCAGCUCCAACCACUUUGUCAACACCACCAACUUCACCUUUCAAUAGAACUUCAGCUUCAAACAAUGACUCAGCAACAUCACCAACACCUGCUGUCAUCUCAGCGUCAACACCAACGCCAGUGUCCACACCACCAACACCAUCUGUCAGUGCAAGUCCAGCUCCAACCACUUUGUCAACACCACCAACUUCACCUUUCAAUACAACUUCAGCUUCAAACAAUGACUCAGCAACAUCACCAACACCUGCUGUCCUCUCAGCGUCAACACCAACGCCAGUGUCCACACCACCAACACCAUCUGUCAGUGCAAGUCCAGCUCCAACCACUUUGUCAACACCACCAACUUCACCUUUCAAUAGAACUUCAGCUUCAAACAAUGACUCAGCAACAUCACCAACACCUGCUGUCAUCUCAGCGUCAACACCAACGCCAGUGUCCACACCACCAACACCAUCUGUCAGUGCAAGUCCAGCUCCAACCACUUUGUCAACACCACCAACUUCACCUUUCAAUACAACUUCAGCUUCAAACAAUGACUCAGCAACAUCACCAACACCUGCUGUCCUCUCAGCGUCAACACCAACGCCAGUGUCCACACCACCAACACCAUCUGUCAGUGCAAGUCCAGCUCCAACCACUUUGUCAACACCACCAACUUCACCUUUCAAUAGAACUUCAGCUUCAAACAAUGACUCAGCAACAUCACCAACACCUGCUGUCAUCUCAGCGUCAACACCAACGCCAGUGUCCACACCACCAACACCAUCUGUCAGUGCAAGUCCAGCUCCAACCACUUUGUCAACACCACCAACUUCACCUUUCAAUGCAACUUCAGCUUCAAACAAUGACUCAGCAACAUCACCAACACCUGCUGUCCUCUCAGCGUCAACACCAACGCCAGUGUCCACACCACCAACACCAUCUGUCAGUGCAAGUCCAGCUCCAACUAUGCUGUCAACUCAGCCAACAUUGGCUAUUAACACAACUUCAGCUUCAAGCAUUAUCGCAAUGACCCCCAUGUUGUUGACAGUUACGACGGGUUCUCCAACCACUACUACAACACCUGCACCUCCAAGAAAACCAGAAAUUCAGUUGGUGUUCAAAUUGCAACAAGAAUUUACAGAGGACCUGAACAAUCAAUCUUCACCUCAAUUCCAAGAACUAGCAACCAAUGUGACUACAGUGCUAAAUAGUAUUUACACAACAAAAUAUGGAUCCAUUUUCAAUAGGACCAAGGUUACAGGUUUCCGUCAAGGUUCGAUUGCGGUGGACAGUGUACUCAUUUUCAACAAUAUCACCACAGUUCCUAAUAACAGUGAUGUGGUAGCUACUUUCAUACAGGCUGCCAACAACUCUAAUUUCUCCCUCCCAGUGAACACAAGCACUGUUGUGGCUCAAAGUGUCGUUACAACAGAGGCCCCAACCACAGUUUUAACUUCACCCAUAGCCACUGUGCCAGCAACAUUCCCUUCUUUGAAUGUGACUUCACCUCUAACUAAUGGGUCAACAACAUCGCUACAAACACCCCUUUUCAACACAAUCUCAGUAUCAAAUGAUACCUCAGCAACACAAUCAACACCAACUGUCAAUACAACUCCAUUUGCUCCAAACAAUGUGACAACACCAACAACACUACUUUCAGCUCUAACUAAUGGGUCAACAACAUCGCUACAAACACCCCUUUUCAACACAAUCUCAGUAUCAAAUGAUACCUCAGCAACACAAUCAACACCAACUGUCAAUACAACUCCAUUUGCUCCAAACAAUGUGACAACACCAACAACACUACUUUCAGCUCUAACUAAUGGGUCAACAACAUCGCUACAAACACCCCUUUUCAACACAAUCUCAGUAUCAAAUGAUACCUCAGCAACACAAUCAACACCAGCUGUCAAUACAACUCCAUUUGCUCCAAACAAUGUAACAACACCAACAACACUACUUUCAGCUCUAACUAAUGGGUCAACAACAUCGCUACAAACACCCCUUUUCAACACAAUCUCAGUAUCAAAUGAUACCUCAGCAACACAAUCAACACCAGCUGUCAAUACAACUCCAUUUGCUCCAAACAAUGUGACAACACCAACAACACUACUUUCAGCUCUAACUAAUGGGUCAACAACAUCGCUACAAACACCCCUUUUCAACACAAUCUCAGUAUCAAAUGAUACCUCAGCAACACAAUCAACACCAGCUGUCAAUACAACUCCAUUUGCUCCAAACAAUGUGACAACACCAACAACACUACUUUCAGCUCUAACUAAUGGGUCAACAACAUCGUUACAAACACCCCUUUUCAACACAAUCUCAGUAUCAAAUGAUACCUCAGCAACACAAUCAACACCAACUGUCAAUACAACUCCAUUUGCUCCAAACAAUGUGACAACACCAACAACACUACUUUCAGCUCUAACUAAUGGGUCAACAACAUCGCUACAAACACCCCUUUUCAACACAAUCUCAGUAUCAAAUGAUACCUCAGCAACACAAUCAACACCAACUGUAAAUACAACUCCAUUUGCUCCAAACAAUGUGACAACACCAACAACACUACUUUCAGCUCUAACUAAUGGGUCAACAACAUCGCUACAAACACCCCUUUUCAACACAAUCUCAGUAUCAAAUGAUACCUCAGCAACACAAUCAACACCAACUGUCAAUACAACUCCAUUUGCUCCAAACAAUGUGACAACACCAACAACACUACUUUCAGCUCUAACUAAUGGGUCAACAACAUCGCUACAAACACCCCUUUUCAACACAAUCUCAGUAUCAAAUGAUACCUCAGCAACACAAUCAACACCAGCUGUCAAUACAACUCCAUUUGCUCCAAACAAUGUGACAACACCAACAACACUACUUUCAGCUCUAACUAAUGGGUCAACAACAUCGCUACAAACACCCCUUUUCAACACAAUCUCAGUAUCAAAUGAUACCUCAGCAACACAAUCAACACCAACUGUCAAUACAACUCCAUUUGGUCCAAACAAUGUGACAACAACAACAACACUGCUUGUUAGUUCAUCUUCAGCUUCAACCAUUAUGUCAACACCCCAAAUAACAACGGUCAAUGCAACUUCAGCUCACACCAAUGUGCCAACACCAACAACACUGCUUGUUAGUUCAACUUCAGCUUCAACAACAGUUACGACUAGUACUCCCACUACUACAACACUGGCCCCUAUAACACCAUUUGUCCAGUUAAUGUUCAAAUUGCAGGAAACCUUUACAGAAGACUUGACAAAUGUGACUUCACCUCAAUUCAAAGGACUAGCAACCAAUGUGACUACAGCGCUGAACAUUGUUUAUAGUGCCAAGUAUGGAUCACAGUUCAAUCACACAGAGGUUAGAGGUUUCAGUCAAGGUUCGAUUGUGGUGGACAGUGUGCUCAUUUUCAACAAUGUCACCACAGUUCCUAAUACCAGUGAUGUGGUAGCUACCUUCGUACAGGCUGCCAACAACUCUAAUUUCUCCCUCCCAGUGAACACAAGCACUAUUGUGGCAACAAGAAUUGCUCCAACAGAUGCCCCAACAACAACAGUAACAACUGCGGCUGUUACUUCAACAUCAACAUCCAAUGUGUCAACAACAGAAUCCACACCAAUCAUCAAUCCAACUGCUACGGCAACUGCUACGGCAACUGCUACGGCAACUGCCACUUCCAUUGCCUUAACUACCCAGCAUGUGACGUCAAAUGCUAUAGCAACUGCUACUCCAACUGCUACGGCAACUGCCACUUCCAUUGCCUUAACUACCCAGCAUGUGACGUCAAAUGCUAUAGCAACUGCUACUCCAACUGCUACGGCAACUGCCACUUCCAUUGCCUUAACUACCCGGCAUGUGACGUCAAAUGCUAUAGCAACUGCUACGGCAACUGCUACGGCAACUGCCACUUCCAUUGCCUUAACUACCCAGCAUGUGACGUCAAAUGCUAUAGCAACUGCUACUCCAACUGCUACGGCAACUGCCACUUCCAUUGCCUUAACUACCCAGCAUGUUACGGCAAUUGCUACAGCAACUGCUACUCCAACUGCUACGGCAACUGCUGCUCCAACUGCUACGGCAACUGCUGCUCCAACUGCUACGGCAACUGCUGCUCCAACUGCUGCUACUACAACCCCCACAACCACCACAACCACCACAGUCAUAUCAACUGACCCUCCAUCUCCUACUGAAGGAACCCUGAGAUUUCGGUUCAGUCUCAAUCAGAUUUUCACCUCAGAUCUCAACAACCCGGCAUCUUCAGCUUUCAAAAGUCUGGCCAGUAUGGUGAUCACAGCGGUGAACACCAUUUUCAAGAACACACCAAACUUCCGUCGUUCCCUUUUGAAUUCAUUCACGAAUGGAUCUGUAGUUACCAACAUGACAUUAGUGUUCAGCAACAAAUCUUCGGUUCCUUCUGCAAGCAGUGUAGUCGCAACUUUCCUAAACAAUGUAAAUAACACCAACCUGACUAUUGUACCGGGUAGCGUUUCUGGUGCUCCCAGACCAACUGCCUUCUCUCUGACUGCCUUGCUUCUUGCUUUGACAGUAGUAAUGGUACAGCUGAUGGCUAGCUAAUAGCUUGUGUCAUAAAUGCUUUGGCAUUGUUUUACUGUUUUCCAGUUCUCAUAGACGCAGACAUGAGAUACAUUAUCUUAUUUGAUGAAGUGUAUAAAAUAAACCAAGCUAACCUUAUUAACUUGUAAACUAAGUUUCUAUUUAAUGUAAAUGUCCCUAUGUUCUGAAUAUACACAAGCAAAAACACGUGAAUUAAGCAUUUUUGAUAUCUAAGAUGUCACAUAAUAUGCAAUUACCCUUUUAAACAAUAUUGAAGCGUUCUCCUCACAUAUGUUUCUAGACAAAAUGUAUGAAUGAAGCUCUAUGAAAUCCCCUCAUAUGGAUAUAAGAAAUUAUCAUCCUUGAUGUCAAAGUAAUAGUUGACAGUAAUCACCAAUGUUUUUUUGACAGUAAUCACCAAUGUUUUUUUUUUAUAAUCAUUGGGUAAAUAUAUUUAAUCUAUUUGUCUAUAAGUGUAUGUAACAACUGCACAUUAUCUCUUAGAUAAAAGGUACUGCAGAUACUGUUUUUCAAAGCCAUAGUCAAAACACUUGUGGGUAGCAGAAGACUUAUAUUUUCAGUGUGACAAUUUGAUAACAAUUUGCACGAGUUAUUUAAUUAUUAACUGAUUGUAACUCCACUUAUAUUUAAAUUUGGAAGGACCUUUAUGAUGUUCAAUUGUUAUUUUGCACUAUGAAAGUUGCUGAGGAACUAAUGUCAACCAUUGCAAUAUUUUAUAUUUCUGAAAAAGCAUUUUCUGUAUUUAUCUUUAUAAGAAUAAGUUAAGAAAAUAUGUUGUAACAUAAAAUAGACAAAAAUAAUUAUACAGAGAUGUUUGUUUCAACACAGUUGAAAUAAUAACAUUUUUGGUCACCUUUAACUGGGUAGCAAUGUGGGUCACCCCAAAUAAUACUAUGUAAUCUUUUAUUGAAAUAAACAUAUAACAUUAA
Messenger RNA from Esox lucius (northern pike), 8181 nucleotides. RefSeq names its product mucin-2. The record is from RefSeq and is a predicted model, not a curated record. The coding region runs from base 215 to 7252 and encodes 2345 amino acids. The transcript has 14 exons. NCBI's taxonomy places the organism in Eukaryota, Metazoa, Chordata, Actinopteri, Esociformes, Esocidae.